AACCGCUGACUGAGAGACACGGUUCAGACGUGGAAAGAGUUGAUUAUGGCUCCCAGAAAGCGCACUCAGAAUGCUAAAAGCAAGAAGAAUCCCAAAGCGCCCAAACUUGAGGCUUUUCUGCUGGAUUUUGAUGAUGAAGUUCACACCAUUGUGGAAAGACUGAAGGAGAAGACUAAUAAUCUGCUGAAAGAUGCAGAUAAUCUUUAUAAAACUGCUCUCAUUAAACUGCCCAUGGCGGUGAGGAAGAUGAACUGGAUCGAGUACUGCAAUCUAGAGAAGCCAAAGUCACCGGUGGAUGAUUCAAAGGUGAGGGAGGAAGCUGCCCAGGUAGAGCUUGCGAUUGCUGGGAAUCAUACUAUUCCUAAAGUUGCUGCAAAAGAAGCCAAGAGCAGCACAAACUCAGAAGAUGAAAACAUGGCACCGCUGAAGUCUACAAUGAAGAAGAAGAAGGCCUCAAAGAAAGCUCCUUCAACGUCCAAGAAGCCCAGAGCUCUGUCCAUCAGCAAACAGGGCGGCACCAUCCAAAGGACUACAAGGAAGCCUCUGAUCACUCCUGCUAGAAGUUUCCUGGACUCUUCAAUCAUCGGUGCCACACCGCUCAUCACGCCGCGCUUUGACCCCAGAUUGCCCAAGACUCCAGCAUUGAGAUCAGCUCUUCACAGAGAGAAGGUUUACAGCAUGUCAGUGAAUGGAUCUCCUCUGUCUGCCGGUGGAGAAGACAUCGUCAUCAGUGUCCCGAUCGGAAACGGAGAGUGUAUUCAGCUGCUGGCCAGUGAGAUGGACUCUGUGGAUCUGAGUCAGCUGGACGAGAAAGCUCUUCGCAGUAUCAGAAACCUGCAGAAUCGCCUGAUGACGCUCUGUGGAAGCUCAAAAUGAACUCUCUCCAGUUUUGUACAGCGGCCUGCGAUGUCUUUUCUCUUCCAGUAGUCAUUGUGUUAAUCCCAUUUUUAUUCUUGUGCUGUACCCGUCUGUGGCUUUUAUCAUUUUUAUGCUCAUGAGCUUUUACAAAGGAGAACAUGUAAAUACGUUUAGCUCCUCUUCAUAAUCUGUGUUUUACUGCCUUCAUGUAAAUAUGACCCUUAAAAAUAGACAAUUUCCACAUCUCCGCUUUCUCUCGCCUGUUUCUUCUCAUCUAAGAACAUCAGUAUGAGCUGCUGUUUUCCUGCUGUUCAUGUCAUUUCUGCAACAUCAGGCAAUUUUAAAGUGUGUUUCAGGUAAAAGUCAGCAAAUUGAUUUAAUUGUAGGUAUUUAAGUUCAUUUGUCCUGGAAUAUCAGUGAUUUGUGCCAAAUGGCAGAAGUCUUUAGCAUUUGUCUUGACAUAAGUCUGAAGUUUUUGUCAUAAUCGUCUUCAAAUUGUUUUAAAUAGUUUAAAAUAAUUUUGACUUGGUGAAACUUGCUGAAACCAUAAAAAUACACAUGCAAAUGUUUUUUCUGGGAACAUUUUUAUCGCAUAAAAAUGCAUUAUUUUUCCUGUGGUUAUGAGCCUGCAGAGCCAGACAGCACCUGUUCUGUUCUGUUCUGCAGUGUUGUUUGCCCUCUGGUGGCUCUGCUGCUGCUGCUGUUAAAUGUGGACGGAUGUCAAGAUGAAAAUGAAGUUGGCUUUAAUAUUAUGAAAAGGAGAAGCUGCCAGUUCUUCUGGCUGCUGUUUGAGGCCAGUUGGACAGAAAAUCUGCUGAAUUAUUGCAGAUAUCUAAAGUUUAGAGAAUUAUUCAUGCCAAAUGCAGAGUCAUCGAGCUCUGAAAAAGUUAAUCUGUUUGUAUCAUGCAUGAUUAUCAGAAUACAGACACUAAAUGACAAUAGUACAGGUACAUAAGCAUUUAAACUAAAAAUAUAGAUGUAUUUUUUCAGCUAUAUUCAGAACAGAAAUCAUGUCAUU
Messenger RNA from Danio rerio (zebrafish), 1876 nucleotides. RefSeq names its product cell division cycle associated 8 (gene cdca8). NCBI's taxonomy places the organism in Eukaryota, Metazoa, Chordata, Actinopteri, Cypriniformes, Danionidae. Gene Ontology annotation, cellular component: nucleus; spindle; chromosome, centromeric region. The record is from RefSeq and is marked provisional.